UGCAUUUAUUUUGAUGCCAACAGACAGGAAAAGUUGGUUUGCGCGGCUGGGAAGAGAGAACUCCAGCUCACCGCGGAGAGAGAGCUUGACUCUCCUCUGCUCUUGGUUCUCUCUCUCUCUCUCGUGCGUAUACACGUUGUUAUCCGGCUCAGGUCACACAGCCACAGAGGAGCCAGGGGAGGAAGUUGGAAGGAGGGACCAGCGAGUGCAGCAGUGGUGGCGUGGUGGUGCGUGCAGCAGCAGCAGGGACAGGAUCCGAGGGCAGAUUCGCUUCCAGCAGUUUCGUGAAACCGGAGAAUCGCUUCACUUCUUGGCUUUUUGCGCUCAAAGCUGCAGUUAUGCGCGCAAAGGGACGCACGACACCAGUGCUGCUGCGUAAACCAGCCCAGGCGUGACUUCUUUUCUUUUCUUUUAUUCGUGUUUCCCUCCACUGCCGCUUUUGGAAAACAAAUUGAAGUAUGCUGUCAGCACAGGUAGUGAAGAGAAUCCCGGAAGAACACGCUGUGCAGGUUACCAGGUUCUUUGCAUAGCCGCUGAGCGUCCAUGGACUUUCUUUGUUCAGAAAGUCGCAGUUCUUUUUGAUUUGAACGCACAUUUAAGCGGAGAGAAGAUGAAGGACCCGAGGAAGAAGACGCUGUACGUGGUGAUAGACGUGCUCUGCGUUUUAGUCGCGGCGCUGCCCUUCAUCAUCUUGACCAUUGUGUUCAAGCCGUAUCAAAGAGGGGUUUACUGUGACGAUGAAAGCAUCAGGUACCCCUUAAAACCAGACACCAUCACCCAUUACAUGCUGGCAGCCGUCACCAUCUCCUGCACUGUCAUCAUUAUCUCCUCUGGAGAGGCGUACCUGGUGUACAGCAAGAGGAUCCACUCUAAUUCAGACUUUAACCAGUAUGUAGCCGCGCUCUACAAAGUAGUGGGCACCUUCUUGUUUGGUGCGGCUGUCAGCCAAUCACUGACCGACCUCGCCAAGUUCACUAUCGGCCGUCCAAGACCCAACUUCAUGGCUGUAUGUGCCCCCAAAGCCUGCACAGGAUACAUGCACGUAAUCAACUGCACCGGCAGACUACAGGACGUCACAGAGUCCAGAUUGUCCUUCUACUCCGGUCACUCCUCUUUUGGGAUGUACUGUAUGCUCUUCCUCGCACUCUACGUGCAGGCGAGACUGGUGGCGAAGUGGGCCAGACUUCUCCGGCCCACCAUUCAGUUCUUCCUGGUAGCCUUUGCGGUGUAUGUGGGUUACACCCGAGUCUCUGAUUACAAGCACCACUGGAGCGACGUUCUGGUGGGUCUGCUGCAGGGAGCGCUCGUCGCUGUACUCAACGUGCGCUUUGUGUCCGACUUCUUUAAAAAGCGUCCUCCACGCUGCACCAGGCCAGAGCCAGUGGAUAGUGAGGAGCCGGAGAGGAAACCCAGCCUGCAGAUGACAGACUCUGAGCACACCAACCAUUACAACUAUCACCACAAUCCCGGCCCUGUGUGAUCGGCGGCGGACGCUGGGGAAGAAAGUUCUGCGGCCUGCAGACCCCAAACCUGCGUGGCGGGAUCCACCUCAGAGGCCUCAGCCUUUAUCGUGCAUGUGCACUUUGACAGUAAAGAGUCACCUGCAGUCCUGACGCUGUAGGCUCCAUGUAAUCUAGAAAGUUAUAUGGCCGAAAUGUUCAAUUUUGGCUGCAUGAGUUCCAGUCUGAGUGUGAGAGUGAAUGGUUGUUUGUCUCUACAUGUGUCCCUGUGAUGGACUGGUGACCCGUCCAGGGUGUGACCCCCCCUGCGUUUCGCCCUAUGUCAGCUGAGAUUGGCACCAGCGUGCAGCCUUUAAGCCCCCGGCGCUCCCCCUUUUUUAUGUGUCAACCACUCACACCCCACCUGCUCCCCAACCACUGGACUGACUGAGGGGGCCAGGUCCUGGACCCCCCCUCUUAAAAAGACACCAUGAUGACCUCCUCUUCUCCUGUAAGAGAGAACGGAGCACGUUGUUUGUACGACAUCGUUAUCGAUGUUAAAGCGUAUUUGCUUAAAUCUGCAUUUAGGGAAAAUCUGCAAAACUACAGUACUUUUGCCCUGUUAAGUGCAGGGACACACACACAGGUCUGCUAAUUACUGCUCUUCCAACGAAUGUAAGUCUGAUAAUCUCUCCUCGCCACCAACACCAACUGACUUGGUUCAAGUUUCACCCACUUAAACACACAUUUUAAAAUUAAACUGGUACAGUUCGGUUUGGUACAGGUCGGGUCAGGCUUGUGUUUCGACGGUGCGACGACAUCGAAUGCGACACAGCAGCUGACAACAAUGGAGGACAUCCAGCAGCUUUAUUUUUCUUUCUAACUCUGUGACCAACACGUCAAUCUUUGUUUGAGAGAAGACUGCAGACGGUUUCGCCCAAUCAGCUGGUCUUCAGUACCAUUAUUCUCUGGUACCCCAAGGGACGGGUGCCAAAAAAUGGAACCAUUGGGGCCGGUUAUUUUAGUACUAAUGGAAAUACAAGGAAAUAUGUACUAUACUGUACCAAACCGAAUUGUUCCACUCUGUUGGAUUUUGGUAGUGCCUUAAAAAGCCGUAUAUAUAUAUAUAUUUAUAUUUAUAUAUAUAUAUAUGUGUGUAUAUAUAUAUAUAUAUAUAUAUACAUAUAUAUAUAUAUAUACAUAUAGUAUUUAUAUAUGUAUAUAUCUACUUUAAUAUCGACUGUAUUGCUGGAGCUUCAUCUUUUUUUUAUGUUUUUAAUUGUCUAGAAGUAAAUGGAUUUAAUUUUAGAGCACCUUAACCUUGGUUCCACACCAGGAAAACUGACAAAAAAUUAAAUCUGCAUGUUGUUGACAAAGGUUCACAGUGGACAAGCUCACGGAAUGAAAACGCCAGACCAGGACAUUCACAGUUACAGGAGCUGACAGAACGUGACAAGCUUAUGCUGCAGAGAAAUCUUUGAUUUGACACUGACACGUCAGAUGUUUUGAGGUGAUUAUGCGCGCGUGCUGUUGUCAAGUGAUCCAUUGUUGAGUCUGAUUCACUUGUACCACUCUAAGCAGAUUGUUUUAUCCUUGUUAGGACACAUAAGUCUUUCACCGGUCACUGUAUGUACCGACUAGUUCAGAUUCACCCUCAUCAGUAGUCGCGCUUUUCUAAAAUGUAUAAAGUUUAAUGUCAAUUUUGGGUUUUAUGAUUCCUUCAUAUUUCCCUUGUGUGUAAUGGACUGCAGAGGUAGAAAUCAUUGAUGCGGAUGAUUUGAGUACUGGUGAACUGCAUGCAUCAAACCACUACGAUAUUGCCAAUCAUAAUAGCGUUUUAACAAAUUUGCCUGUUAUUGUUCCCUCUGUCUGAUUGUGUUUUUAUAUAACUUCUCUGCAGAAAAACAGUGAUUGAAGGAGGAUGAGACAACCAUUUUGAAAAUGGGGUUUUAAUUUAUUUUAAAUGCGUAGACUUUCUUUCUUCUUUUUUUUAAUUAUUAUUAAACUUAAUAAGGUUGGAAUUGCCAGCGCUGUUAAGGUUAUUGUGCAAUCACCCCUGCUUGCCACUAUGAGCCACAAAUACUACUAAUUCUACGAGACUAUCAUGCUCUGUGAAGGAUGUACAUAUGCUUGUGUGUGUGUGUGUCUGUGUUUGGUACAUUUUUAAUUCACCUGUACAGUGAGCUUGUGGCCUGUGCCUUCACAGACUGGUCCCCAGUGGGGUUACCACACAAAAGGAUCCAAUUCCACGUCUAAACAUAAGCCAGAUGCCUCUGCGUGGCCUUUAAAGGGAUGUUGUAAUGAUAAUUGGUUACAUAUCCAACUGCGCUUUUUUCAAGCUGUAACACGGCUCCAUUCCCACUUCAAAGAAUGUUCAAUGCUCCCUUUUUCCUUCCCGUGUUGAUAGAUGGGGUUAGAUUGUGAAUGAGUCCUUGUACGGCAUGCAGUAUUCUGGAGAGACGGAUUGACGCAGGGCAGAGACGUGAGGAUGGAGGGAGUCUCACCUGAUAGUCAUUGUGAGGCCCUAAAGGUGAGCUCGGUUCUGGGAAAAGGCGGCUUUGGGGUGUGGGGUAUCCCAUGGUAAACCUUGGUCUCUGGCUGCAUUCACACAUUUGAAGCAGAUUUGAAACAUCUGGAAGUGGUUGGGGUGAAGUGCUGUGCAGGCUCCCUCCCAUGCCCCCUUCAUCUAAAUCAUCUGUGCAUUACUGCAGCCAGACUAAUAACCAAAAUGAGGAGGAAGUAGGAAUGUCACAGCAUUUUCAUUACCCCUUUAGCUUUUGCAGAAACCGAGGUUCUCAGCUGGUAAUGUGGCUCCAUGUGUUUUACCUGAUUAGUGCUUCAGAAUGGGCACUGGUCGGCCAAUUGUUUUUUUUUGUUGUUUUUUGUUUUUUUUCAAAUUUCAGCUUGUUGGCGAUGUUUCAUGCCGUGUUCGCUUUUGUGUAUAGAUUAUAUCUAUCAUCUUUAAAUCAGAGAAUUUUAAAUAAAGAUAUAAUCCACAACCAGA
Messenger RNA from Solea senegalensis (Senegalese sole), 4443 nucleotides. RefSeq names its product phospholipid phosphatase 2b (gene plpp2b). Gene Ontology annotation, biological process: phospholipid dephosphorylation; signal transduction; phospholipid metabolic process. Gene Ontology annotation, molecular function: phosphatidate phosphatase activity. NCBI's taxonomy places the organism in Eukaryota, Metazoa, Chordata, Actinopteri, Pleuronectiformes, Soleidae. The coding region runs from base 611 to 1480 and encodes 289 amino acids. The transcript is spliced from 6 exons. The record is from RefSeq and is a predicted model, not a curated record.